AAAACGGGUUCGUGAGCAUCGGAUUUUGAUUCGAGGAGACAUAUACAUACUUUAAUGAUGUUGAAGAUUGUAAGAGGACGACAGAUUUUUUGCUCCAAGUGUUUCACUAAUCAACUUCUCCUUGCUAGAAAUAGAACCGUUCUUACUGAGAUAAACAAUGCUGUAUACGGGUCAAAUAUACAAUGGCGUGGAAGGUCACAGGCUGCCUGUGUUCCUUCUGACGUACCAAAAGCCAAAAAAGGUCACAAAAAGGUUUCAAAAGAUGAACGGCGUGCUAUGGUGGAAUCUUUCGUGAACAAUUACAGAGCUACACAUAAUGGAAAAUUCCCAACUGUGACCAAUGCUCAAAAAAACGUGGGUGGUUCUUUCUAUGUUAUUAGGACAAUUCUUCAGGAACUAGAAUACGAAUCUAAAAUGUCAUCUUCAGACAGACGGACUGAUAAAAAUUUAGGAGUAGGGGUAAUAAAAAAGAAUAAAGUGACAGUGGAUGUCGAUGUCGAUGUGGAAUCUCAAAAUGAGCUCCAUAAGAUAGUUGCUCAAGAUGUGGAGAUUGUUGAUACCAGUGACAGACAUCUAGAAACUGAGGGAGGGCCUUUGGCCUCCUCUGUGGCUGGGAGGACCUUGUUUGAAGAGGUUGCAAAGCCUGCGGUUCAUGGUGGUCAGUCUGGUAGUGAAGAUGGUGAAAAAGAAGCUGUGGGUGUUUCUUCUAAUUUUGUUGCAAGUGAACGUCGUAUCUUAGAAGGAGAAACUGAGGAAGUAUCUCAUCCACACUUAGUAAAUGCAGAUGAGAAAGAGGAACAAAAUAAGUCGGACUAUUUACUGGAUCCUGGUGAUGUAAAGCGCAAAGACGAACCAUAUAAAGGGUCUUCUGAACCUGAACAGAAUGCAGUUGACAAUUCUAGUAGCGAGGCUAAAGAUGAAGUUUCCAAGAAAUCAACCUUGUGGGGAAACCUAAAGUCAUUUGCAGAUGGUUUUAUUAAUAUGUGGAAGAAACUGUAAAUCAUUGUCUUUGAUACCUUUUUGAACACUAUUGAUGUUAGGAUAGGUUGUAAUAUCAUCAUUUAAGGUUGAUAUGGCAGGUCUGGGACGUUUUCGUCUGCAGUUUUCGUUGAGUUCAUUCUCUUUGUAUAACAUAUGGCUUAUAUCUAGUAUGCUCAAUCUUUUGGGAAAGAUAAGAGAAGAAACCAGGAAGCACUUCAAUAUGUUUCUUGACGUUUACAUUGUUACUAAACUUUUGCCUGAAAUUAUAGUGUUAUCGGACAAUCUGUUCCUGUGUCUUUC
Messenger RNA from Pistacia vera, 1281 nucleotides. RefSeq lists its product as uncharacterized. Lineage: Eukaryota; Viridiplantae; Streptophyta; Magnoliopsida; Sapindales; Anacardiaceae. The transcript has 5 exons. The record is from RefSeq and is a predicted model, not a curated record. Bases 55 to 999 code for a protein of 314 amino acids.